Messenger RNA from Coregonus clupeaformis (lake whitefish), 3650 nucleotides. RefSeq names its product zinc finger and SCAN domain-containing protein 21-like. Gene Ontology annotation, molecular function: DNA-binding transcription factor activity, RNA polymerase II-specific; RNA polymerase II cis-regulatory region sequence-specific DNA binding. Lineage: Eukaryota; Metazoa; Chordata; Actinopteri; Salmoniformes; Salmonidae. The record is from RefSeq and is a predicted model, not a curated record. The transcript is spliced from 5 exons. Gene Ontology annotation, biological process: regulation of transcription by RNA polymerase II. Bases 48 to 1772 code for a protein of 574 amino acids.
CAGAAUUUCUUCCCAGUUGUAAUCCAAACUUCAUUAGUUAGCCAGUUAUGGAUGAACGCGAAGACUUCGUCAACAUUUUUCAAACACAGGUUAAGACGGUUUUGGAUAUUCUGUUGAAUGUCGCCGUAUCGGAGAUAACACAUAUUUUCCAAGGCACUUCGGGUAACGCUACUAUCCAAAAUGGAGUUUUACCCGUUGCUCUUUGUGCCGGAGACCACGCCACACAAACGGUGCAGGCAUAUAGACUGAAGAAUGCAUUGGAGAGGGCAAUAUGCACACACCGGGAAACCACUGAAGUGACACGACGUGCAACUCAACAUGAUGGUGGGGAGGCCCUCAGUGGCUCUGUUGCUAUGCCAAGGGCUGAUGAUGGUGAAGACAUAGACAUUCAUCUUAAAGAUGAGAGAUUGGACUGGGAGGUGGUGAAGAUUGGUGUCUUUGAGGAGGGAGGCAGUGACCGUCUUGGGAACAGCAUGCAACAGAGUGAAGAAAAUGAAUGUCUUGUCUCGGAAGUGAAGUCUGAACCGUCAACAUACUCAGAGAUCUGGGAGCCCCACUGCAUACACACUGAAGACAGAGCCGCCACCACCCUGUCACUGUGUUCAAAUGACAACGUAUCCUUAAACUCCCCGACAGACGGACUGACUGAACAGGAGAUGCAGGUCGGUACUUCCCAGACCCCACAUCCAGUGCCCCAGAAACGGCUUCUAUUUCCUCUUCCUAUCUCAGUCAGCACACUAAAAGAAGAACUAAAAGAACUGGACCAAGAAAGGGAAAAACUGGAGUCUGUUCCCAUCGCCAUCAGCACGCCGGUGGAUUCGGAACAGCAACCACCCAACACCCUUAGAACUAUAGAACUAGAACCCAUGUUUAGAAGACCUGUUGAACGCCUGGAAGCACUCACUGACUGUGACAUCACUGGUGCUGCUCUCAAAGUAGAGCCGCCAGGAUGCCCGGGACCACCGGAGCUCAAGGAGGAGGAGAUUGUGAUGGUCAGGCAUGCUGCACAACAAAGUACAGAACAGCACAAUGACAACACAGCAACAACACAACAACUAAGCACACUACAAGAGCCCAUUCUCGCCCAAGAGAACACCCAUGUACAUGCGGCCACACAACCAAGCACUAUACUAAACCCAGCCGCAAAGGAGGAGCAGCGAGACCGAGGAGGACCAGUGUUGAGAGUGACCAGAAGCAGGAAAGGCUGUGACACCACUUCCACAGCACUUCGACACACCCUCACCUCCUCCAGAACACCGCACCGUGCCCCCCUCACCCCCACCACCACUCCACCUCACCGCUUCCCCUCCACUCCACCACUGCUGCCCCAUGAGCUGGAGAAGCAGAUGAGAACCUGUUCAGUGAAGCUCAAGGACAUGCGGCUGGUGGGACAGUGUCACCGUCGCCUGCGCAUCUGCUGGGACUGCAGCAAGAUCUUCUACCGGAAACGGAAGCUGCGGCGGCACCGCCGUUUAAACCACACCGGAGAGAAACCGUACUGCUGCUCCCAGUGUCAACGGGCGUUCUCGCUCAGGAAGAACCUGAAGAAGCACCAGAGGGCCCACGCAGGGGAGAAACCGUACCACUGUAAAGACUGCGGGAAGCAGUUCCGGUGCAAUGGGAAACUGAAGAUCCACAUGAGGUUUCACACAGGGGAGAAACCCUUUGGCUGCACCCUCUGUGGCAAAAAAUACAGGGUGCUGAAGAAUUUAGAGAGACACAUGGUCACCGCACACGCCAACCCACCCCCUGGCCAACGUCUUAACCGUUAGAACAAGUCCGAAAUGCCCUAUUCCCUUUAUAGUGCACUACUUUUGACUUAUGUUGCUCCCUUUGUGGGAACAGGGUGCUGAAGAACUUGACACGACAACCACACACCCAGACUUAAAGACAUUGAGGAGGUGAAAGACCACACCCAGACUUAAAGACAUUGAGGUGAAAGACCACACCCAGACAUAAAGACAUUGAGGUGAAAGACCACACCCAGACAUAAAGACAUUGAGGAGGUGAAAGACCACACCCAGACUUAAAGACAUUGAGGAGGUGAAAGACCACACCCAGACAUAAAGACAUUGAGGAGGUGAAAGACCACACCCAGACAUAAAGACAUUGAGGAGGUGAAAGACCACACCCAGACAGUGAAAGACUGAAUAGUAGAAGAUAGAAUAUUUGAAUGGGAUACAGAACACGUAGGCUGCCUGUAAUCUAGAAAUCUAUUUAACUAUGUAUAAAAUCCUUCAAUACGUUGUAGAUCCAUCCUUCAAUGCAUAUUAGAUCCAUAUAGAUGUUUCAUAUUGUUCUCAGGAAAACCACUUGCCGACAGACUUUGAAAACGAAGUGUAUGUGCGAGAGGUGAGAGCUGGAUGCUGUUAAAACAGUGAAUGUGAAUGAUGAGCCAGCAUGUUUAGAAAAGGCUUUUCCUGCCUGGCUGUCGCCUACUCUGAGCCUUAUGCCGCGUUCAAAACCUUUGGGAGUUCUGAACUCUUCGACUUCAGUGCGUUCAAGACAACUGAGAACUUGGAAAAAAACUAGUUCCGACAGGGAAAAUUUAGUUUUGAACGGUCAUCCAACUCGGAAUUCCAGGAACCUGGGCCUCUUUCUAAAGCUCCGACCUUAAGAUCGUCAUGAUUUGACCUUGGUGUUUUUUUUUGUUCCCAGUUGUCUUGAACGCACAAUUAGAAACAAGUGUUUUGCAUGUCUCUUUCUAAGAUGGCUGAUGUUUAACUGUGAACACUGUGGCCCUUACUAAGAUGGAUAACACACCUCGGUGUACUCGUACACUGAUAAUUUAGUAGAACACUAUGGGAGAAUCUCAAUUGGAUACUCCUCGCAUCCUCUCUCUGUGCCUCCUAAAAAUCUAUUGGAUGAGAGAGCCAGAGUUCCCUCUCCUCUGACCUUCUCCUCCAAUAGGUUUUGAGAAGGAGGAUAGAGGACUCGAGGAGUAUAACAUUUACAUUCCCCCUAAGCAGUUUCUCCUGACCAGGAAAAGAUUCAGGGCCCUAGUUGUCCAGAGGGUUAUAUGAAGAUGAAGGCUCAAGGAGUUAGCCUGAUAACUUGCCUAAAUAUUCAGAUAUAUAUAUUUUUUUUUUUGAAAGAUCAGCUUGAAAUGGGCAUGGUCUACGUAACUCAACAACCAAAAACACAUAUCUAAGUUUAGAUUUCUUUAUGAAUGAUAAAAUAGUUAUUUCUGGUUGUUUAUCAAAGUUAGCUGGCUUUGAUCCUACUUUGUAGUAUACCCCUCUGGUCAAACCAAUUGGUCAGGAAGCACUCCUGGCCCUAGGCAUAUCAUAUGAAGGUACUGUACUGUAGUUAAUAGCUAGCAUACUAAAUGUCUCCUUUUGAGAUGGGUUUUCUGUAAGGGUAAAUACACUCUAACAUCAAUCUGUGGAUGCCGAUGUUUUCUAUUGAAAUGAUUGAAGGCAAAUGCAUGUGUUUGUGUGCUUUUUGGUGGAAGGAUGUUCCUGGAAUAAUAUUUAAAUGUUCUGUCAGUCAGUGUCCAAACAUCCUCCUGUGGGUUUACUUUUAUUUGAUCAGAAAUAAUAAUUAUUCCAUUAUAAUUUGCUAUUAUUCUGUUUGCACCACAUCCAGUGUUUUGAUAUUUUUCUUAUUGUGUUGCCUUACAACCUGGAAUUAAAUGGAUUUUUGGGGGA